Phytomonas sp. EM1 is the source of this 1074-nucleotide messenger RNA. The record is from the annotation of a GenBank genome assembly. NCBI's taxonomy places the organism in Eukaryota, Euglenozoa, Kinetoplastea, Trypanosomatida, Trypanosomatidae.
GUAGUCAUUCGCAAAACUACAUUCGUAUGUUGUUGCACAUUCCUGAUAAUGAAGGCAUCCCUUAGGUUAUUCAGUCUCUCGCGUUCCCUCAACCCAUCUGAGCUUCUCAAGACGAUUCGGGCGGACCCUGGAAUGACGGCGGUGUACUACGCGAACCGCUACUUUGGUAGCGAUAAAGUGAUGCAAAUUAACCACAUCCUGUGGGGGCAGCUCAAACGGUGUGGAAAAAUCUAUCAUGAACGCGGCGAGGAGGAGGAGGCGUUGCCGAGGUGGUUUCCCACCUUCGGGAUGGCGCGAAUUCAUCGCGUGCAGCGGCAUGAUCCUAAUGAAGAAGAUCUUUCCCUUCUGAACGCGUUAAAAGACGCCCGCUCAGAGGCCUCCGCGUGGUCCGAUUCUCCUGGCGUCCCCGCUCAUAGCGAGGUAUCGUUUGAUUCCAAUACUAACAACGACGACGCGAAGGGGGAGGAUACCCUUGAAGUGGAGAUGGCUGUCAUGCGAGAGGUACAAAAGGAGCCUGGAAAGGAUAUUCAGCAUUAUAUUCACCGCCUGCCUAAACCCAUGCAGCGGAGUGCUCCUCUCGCAUUCAAGCGGCUGCGCGAGUCUGGCAUGAUCAAGCGUGAAUUCACUUCUGCGGGGUCAUUUAUAUGGAGUUGAGCAAGUUAUAAACCUCAAAGAGGAGGAGGAGGAAGAGAAGAAACGGGACUUUGCAUCAAUGUGAACGUAACCUGUAUUCUCCCCACCGUCGUUAGUAUCUGAAUCGAAGAAUUGGAAAGAUUGGUUUUUAUUCUAUAUAGGAAAUCUAUGUUUCCGAUGUUAUCGCUUUUGUCGUCUGUAUUCUCAAUUGAUUCCGUCCUGGCUCCUCAUGCUCUCUCUAUCUCUCUCUCUCUCUCUCCAGUGUUCACGCUGUCAGCGAUUUGCUAUUUCAUCAUGAGUAUUUAGAAGUGCUGUGAAACGUUCCUCGAUGAAGAGAGUGGGUCUGGGAAUAGUGAGUCAAGGAUGUUGUUCUUAUUUGGUGGACAUGUGAAGUCAUGCAAAGGAGGGAAGCUUCUCCAUAAAAUGUUCGAUGCACUGUAU